UAAAAGACCCCGAUGGACCUUAACCAUAGUUAUCGGUCUUUUUUUACUGUUGUUUGAGUUUAUGGUGAUGUUUCUGACGUUUCUGAACUGAAGCGGUCAACUUAACUGUGAAUGGGAUCGUGAGAAGUACCUCGUGCUGUUAUUAUUGUUUGUUAAUUCCCUAUUAAGUGUUGAAGCUAUUGGUUACAUAUUGUCUCCUUAAAGCACAGUAUUUCAACAUGUCUGACCGGAAAGCUGUCAUAAAAAAUGCUGAUAUGUCUGAAGAAAUGCAGCAAGAUGCUGUGGAUUGUGCAACUCAAGCUUUGGAAAAAUAUAAUAUUGAAAAGGACAUAGCUGCUUACAUAAAAAAAGAGUUUGACAAGAAAUACAAUCCUACGUGGCAUUGUAUUGUUGGACGCAACUUUGGAAGCUAUGUGACACAUGAAACAAGACAUUUCAUAUAUUUCUACUUAGGACAGGUUGCUAUUCUUCUGUUUAAAAGUGGAUAAAGAUUUUGGUUAUGUACCAUCAUAUUGUUCAGUGUUUCUAAAAUAAUUCAUGCUCAACAUGAAUUAAAUGUAAUUCUUCUUCAAGUUGGAGAUUUUUCUUGAUUUGUUUAUUUGUGUUUGUUUUCUGUUGACAUAAAAUUAAUACCUUGUGUGUUUAAAAUUUUGAGACAAAUUAAAAGAGAACUAUGUGUUUUUGAGUCUUCUAAAUCUUGAAAUAAAAUUUUAAACAUCCUCCUAAAGUUGCAUAAUUUUUACAUUACAUUCAAAACUUAAAAAAUAACAUUUUUGAUGUUUUUGCCCUUAAAUGUAGCUGGUAUACGAAACUAACAAUUAUAGUGAUUCAACCAAUAUUGUAAGAAUUUUGCUCCUUAGCAGCUGUGUAUACAGAAUUAUAUUCUCGUCAAAAUUAUUGGUAAGAGAUAUCAACAUCUUCCUUAAACAAUUCAUAAUUCUACAUAAUGUAAUAUUCUUGUAAUUCCUUUUUCUUUUGGUAAACAUCAUUUUGCUGGUGUUUAGUUUGAAAACUGGUUUACUCUGUUGAGUUAUAUUACCAAUAUUUCCUUUGUGUUAUUUAAAUUAAUUGUUAUAAGAAUAUAGUUAUUUAUUCCGAAAA
Messenger RNA from Homalodisca vitripennis (glassy-winged sharpshooter), 1101 nucleotides. RefSeq names its product dynein light chain 1, cytoplasmic. Bases 219 to 488 code for a protein of 89 amino acids. The transcript is spliced from 3 exons. The record is from RefSeq and is a predicted model, not a curated record. NCBI's taxonomy places the organism in Eukaryota, Metazoa, Arthropoda, Insecta, Hemiptera, Cicadellidae. Gene Ontology annotation, biological process: microtubule-based process; cilium assembly. Gene Ontology annotation, molecular function: dynein light intermediate chain binding; dynein intermediate chain binding. Gene Ontology annotation, cellular component: cytoplasmic dynein complex.